AUGGCUUACUUCUAUUUGCUCUCUCUUAGCAUUUGCUUCCUCGUUCUCCAUGGCUGCUUUGCUCAGAUAGAGCAAGUCACACGGCGAACCCGUCUCCCUCACCAGCACCGGUUUCAGACCGAGUGCCGCCUUGACAACUUAAAUGCCCAAGAACCCUCUGAGAGGAUUGAGUCCGAGGCUGGUUUCACUGAAUAUUGGGAUCAAAAUGAUGAUCAGUUCCAGUGUGCCGGAGUAGCUCUACUCCGCCACACUAUCAAACGUAGAGGCCUAUUGUUGCCUUCAUACUCCAAUGCACCUCGCCUCUUCUAUGUUGCCCAAGGUAAGGGUAUUCAGGGGGCUGUUCUCCCAGGUUGUCCUAACACGUACCAAUCGCCGUUGCAGUUUGGAAACCGUAGAACACAACAAAGAAUCGAAGACAGCCACCAGAAGCUUCGACCUAUCAGGGAGGGUGAUAUCCUUGCUGUGCCAGAAGGAGUGGCUCAAUGGAUUUAUAAUGACGGCGAAAACCAGCUUGUUUUGGUCGGAUUCUACGACACCUUGAAUGAGGAGAACCAGCUCGAUCAGAACCCUAGGGACUUCUACCUUGCUGGGAACCCACAAGAACAAAGUGAGCAGAGGAGCCAGAGGAGCCGGGGUCAAAGCCGCAGGGGAGAGCAAGAUAACAAUGGCAACAAUGUCUUUGGUGGCUUUGACAGGAGGUGUUUGGUUGAGUCUUUAAAUAUUAGAGAGGAUUUGGUCGAUAAAAUACAAUCCCGAAGAGAAGAUCAGAGGGGCAAUAUCGUGAAUGUACAGGAUGAUCUUCAGCUGAUAGCCCCAGGAAGGGAAGAUGAUGAAGAACGAGAAGACAGACAACAAGAAGGAAGAAGAGAGAAUGGCAUUGAGGAAACCUUCUGUACACAAAGGCUCAAGCACAACACUGAUGACCCACAACUUGCUGACUUUUACAACCCACGUGCCGGUCGUGCCACCACCCUUAACAGCUAUGUCUUCCCUGUCCUAGAGCGCCUCCAACUUACUGUUGUGAGAGGAUUCCUUUACAAGAAUGCACUUGUGGGACCAUACUACAACUUGAACAGCAACAGCGUGAUAUAUGGGCUUAGGGGCAAUGCUAAGGUUCAGGUCGUGGACGACAAUGGAGACAAUGUAUAUGACGGGGAACUUCGGGAGGGUCAGGCUUUGGUUGUGCCACAAAACUAUGUUGUUCUUAAGAGGGCUGCGAAUGAGGGAUUCGAGUGGGUCUCAAUCAAGACCAACGACAAUGCCAUCACUAACCAACUUGCUGGACGCCUCUCGGUCAUCCAGGCAUUGCCAGUAGAUGUGUUACAGAACGCAUUCAACAUUGAUGAGAAUGAUGCUUUUCAGUUGAAGAAUAAUAGGAAUGAGGCUGGUAUGUUUAGCCCAUCAGAGUCUCAGUCACAAAGGAGGAGGGAUUAA
Molecule: messenger RNA, 1434 nt
Organism: Quercus robur (English oak)
Lineage: Eukaryota; Viridiplantae; Streptophyta; Magnoliopsida; Fagales; Fagaceae
Product: 11S globulin seed storage protein Ana o 2.0101-like
Exons: 4
Coding region: 1-1434 (477 amino acids)
Molecular function (GO): nutrient reservoir activity
Source: RefSeq, a predicted model, not a curated record